Molecule: messenger RNA, 6047 nt
Organism: Betta splendens (Siamese fighting fish)
Lineage: Eukaryota; Metazoa; Chordata; Actinopteri; Anabantiformes; Osphronemidae
Gene: inppl1a
Product: inositol polyphosphate phosphatase-like 1a
Exons: 27
Coding region: 318-4085 (1255 amino acids)
Biological process (GO): phosphatidylinositol dephosphorylation
Molecular function (GO): protein binding; phosphatase activity
Source: RefSeq, a predicted model, not a curated record
UUGUCCCCGCAGUCGCUCCCCAGUCUGCAGUGUGGAUUUACAUACCCUGAUUUCCGUGGGACUGGGAAGCGAGAGAGGAGGGUGCGAGUCCUUCAGGAACUGAGGAAACGGACACAAACAGCGCACUUGGCAAACCAACAACUUGUGCAGCCUCGCCGAGCAGCGGCUGGAUAACGUUGGCGCUCAACUAACGCUGUCCGACCCGCCGCGCUCCCUGGACUAGUGUUCGGGUCUGGAGGACGAGGACCCGGAGGCUUUCCGGAGACGACGGGAAGCUGCUGCUGCUGCUGUUCAACCCGGUUUGAAGGGCUGUGGCCAUGGCCGGGGGCGGCGGCGGCGGCGGCGGCGGGAUCUCCCCCCUGGGGCCCGCACCGCCGAUGUGGUAUCACCGGGACCUGAGUCGCGCUGCGGCCGAGGAGCUCCUGGCCCGGGCCGGGAGAGACGGCAGCUUCCUGGUGCGGGACAGCGAGAGUGUGACCGGAGCGUACGCCCUGUGCGUCCUGUUUCAGAAGCAUGUCCACACAUACCGGAUCCUCCCAGAUGAAGAGGGAUUUUUGGCUGUGCAGACAUCCCAGGGUGUGCAGCCUAAGCGGUUUAAAACCUUAAAUGAGUUGGUGUCCUUGUACCUGCAACCCAGCCAGGGUCUGGUCACCACCCUGCUCUAUGCUGUGGACAGAGAGGAAACAGUCAGUGAUGACAGAGACUACUCAGAUGGGGAGGAUGAGAAGCCGCCACUCCCUCCUCGCUCUGCCUCUACUUCAACUCCUCCUGGACCUGACACACCCACAGACAGCCCUCCGGCAGCGAACGGCCUGAGCACCAUCUCCCAUGAGUACCUAAAGGGCAGCUACGCUCUGGACCUGGAGGCCGUCAAGCAGGGAGCUUCCUCCCUGCCUCACCUCAACAAGACACUAGUGGCCUCCUGCAAACGGCUCAAUGGGGAGGUGGAUAAGGUUCUGUCUGGACUAGAGAUCCUGUCUAAAGUCUUUGACCAGCAGAGUGCCUUCAUGGUGUCCAAGAUGAUCCAGCAGUCAGUGAAUCAGGGUGGAGACCAGGAGCUGGAGAACCUUGUGACCAAGCUGGCGGUCCUCAAGGACCUGCUCUCCUCCAUAGAGAAGAAGGCUCUGAAAGCUCUCCAGGACAUGAGUUUAUCCUCUCCAUGCCCCCCUCCUCCUCUCUGCAUGCGUCACAGCAAAGCAAUCCCAGUGCAGGCCUUUGAGGUAAAGCUGGACGUUUACCUGGCAGAGCUGACGAAAAUAGGAAAGAGUCAGAAAUACACUCUCUCAGUGGACGUGGAGGGAGGACGACUGGUAGUGAUGAAGAAGGUGAAGGACAGCCAGGAAGACUGGACCACCUUCACACAUGAUAAAAUCCGCCAGCUGAUCAAGUCCCAGCGUGUGCAAAAUAAGCUGGGUAUUGUUUUUGAGAAGGAGAAGGACAAGAGCCAGAGAAAAGACUUCAUCUUCACCAGUGCCAAGAAGCGAGAAGCAUUUUGCCAGCUGCUGCAGCUGAUGAAGAACAAACAUUCCAACCAGGACGAACCAGACAUGAUUUCCAUUUUCAUAGGAACCUGGAACAUGGGUUCGGUGCCUUCGCCUAAAUCCGUGACCUCGUGGGUUUUGUGUCGUGGCCUUGGGAAGACUCUGGACGAGAUGACGGUGACCAUCCCUCAUGACCUUUACGUCUUCGGAACCCAGGAAAACUCGGUGGGUGAUCGUGAGUGGGUCGAGUCACUUCGUGCCGUGCUGAAGGAACACACAGAAUUGGAUUAUAAACCGAUCGCAGUUCAGAGUCUGUGGAGCAUAAAAAUUGCUGUGUUGGUGAAACCUGAACAUGAGAACAGAAUUAGCCACGUGGGAAUGUCCAGUGUGAAGACGGGCAUCGCCAACACACUGGGUAACAAAGGAGCGGUGGGUGUGUCGUUCAUGUUCAAUGGGACAUCUUUCGGUUUUGUGAAUUGUCACUUGACAUCAGGGAAUGAGAAGAUUGCCAGGAGAAAUCAGAACUACCUUGACAUCCUACGGCUGCUGUCACUAGGAGACAAACAGCUGAGCUCCUUCGACAUCUCUCUGCGUUUCACGCACCUUUUCUGGCUUGGAGACCUCAACUACAGGCUGGAUAUGGACAUACAGGAGAUUUUAAACUACAUUAACAGGAAGGAGUUCGACCCCCUGCUGAAGGUGGACCAGCUCAACCUGGAGAGAGAGAAGAACAAGGUCUUUCUACGCUUUGCGGAGGAAGAGAUCUCAUUUCCUCCCACCUAUCGCUAUGAACGGGGCUCCAGAGACACAUAUGUGUGGCAGAAGCAGAAAGCCACAGGAAUGAGGACUAAUGUUCCAUCAUGGUGUGACAGGAUCCUGUGGAAGUCGUACCCAGAAACCCACAUUGUCUCCAACUCCUAUGGCUGUACUGAUGACAUAGUGACCAGCGAUCAUUCCCCAGUCUUUGCUACCUUUGAGGUGGGGGUGACCUCCCAGUUUGUCUCCAAGAAAGGCCUGCCAAAGUCUUCAGAGCAGGCCUACAUCGAGUUUGAGAGCAUCGAGGCCAUAGUGAAGACAGCGAGCAGAACAAAGUUCUUCAUUGAAUUCUACUCCACUUGUCUUGAAGAGUUUAAGAAGAGCUACGAGAACGACAGUCAGAGCAGCGACAACGUCAACUUCCUGCGUGUGGGCUGGUCCAACAAGCAGCUAACGACACUCAAACCUUUGCUGUCAGAGAUCGAGUACCUGCAGGAUCAACAUCUCCUUCUAACAGUGAAAUCGCUGGAUGGAUAUGAGUCCUAUGGAGAGUGUGUGUUGGCACUGAAGUCAAUGAUUGGAAGCACGGCACAGCAGUUCCACACCUACCUGUCCCACCGUGGCGAGGAGACAGGAAACAUAAGGGGGUCCAUGAGGGUCAGAGUUCCCUCCGAACGGAUGGGAACCAGGGAGAGACUCUAUGAGUGGAUCAGUGUGGAUAAGGACGAGACGGGCGGACCUAAAGGGAAAUCCACGAUGGGUUCUAGACCAGGACAUGAGUAUGUCAAGCCGUCUGUGGUUCGUAAACAGUUGGGAGAGCUUGGGAAAGUCAGCGAAGAGGGCGAAAGGAAGGAGGAAACUGCUGCAAGAUCCAAGCAGGAUACAUUGGACAGCGAUCCAUCCAUCUGCAAGAACAGCUACAAUAAUCCCGCCUACUACAUCUUAGAGGGCGUUCCCAACCAGUCAGCAGCCGCUCUCUCCCCCGAGCUUCUCCCAUCUCCUACCUCUGCGAAUCCCCAGGCAGCUAAAGCCCCUCCGUCCUCAGCUGCAGCCCGAAACAAACCCCCCUGUUCGGCCUCGGGGCCUCCUCACACACGCAGGCCAUUGACAGGACACCCAGUUCGUGCCAUUAGUGAGGAGGGCUCCUCAGAAGACGAUGGAGGCGUUUGCAUGACUGGGGCUCAGGUUGGAGGUGUUGGAGGCACAGUUGGAAGCACACUAAAUCGGCCGCCUCCUGAUUUCCCGCCUCCUCCUCUGCCCAAGGGAGCCCUGGAAAUGGCUGCAGACCCUACCUUCCCCAAACCUCGUCCUCUUUACCCGGACCUAACUGAGGUCAGGAUCUCAGCAGCUGGCACCGCUGCCCCAGCGGCCUUGGGGGAGGGCUUCAGGCGAGGGGGCGGAGUCGGACCGGGGGCGCUGGACGACCAGUCGUGUUCUGUGCUGCAGAUGGCGAAAACGCUGAGUGAGACCGAGUUCCCGGGGCAGCCUCCACGCGCUCCCUCAGCACCGCCGCCUCUCAGAGGGCCACCCAUGGGUUUGGGUCUAGAUGCCUGCCGUACAUUCCCCCCCAGGAACCCCAUCACAGAGAGCAUUGCAGAAGACAUGCCUGAGGAGGGACUUUGGGGCAGCAGCAGUUCAUCCUUGUCUGUGGGGGAAUCUUCAGUGGGGGAGUGGCUGCAGAAACUGGGACUGGAGCGGUAUGAGCAGGGUCUGUUACACAACGGCUGGGACGACCUGGAGUUCCUGAGUGAUAUCACUGAGGAAGACCUGGAGGAAGCGGGGGUGCGUGACCCCACCCACAAGCGAAUGCUGCUGGAGAGCCUCAGGCAGCAGCCGCAACCGAAGUAAACUGUACCAAACUGGUCUAUGACUGGUCCAAACCUGGUUCUGCCAAAGUCGCCAGGUCCUGAGAGGCCAAAUCACAGCUGAACUGAACUGUGGAAUGUGCCACUUGAUGCCAGACUGUGCCUUCUGAGAGAAAUUGCACUCCAUUUACUCCUUUUGCAAACACUUUUUGAACCAGCGUCCUUUUUUAAUGUGUACUGUAUACGUGUUGUCAUUGUGAUCGACGUGGCCUUAUUUAAUGAGGAUCCUUUUAAUCCUUGAAGCAUCACUACAUAACCCCGUGCUUCUAUUCUUUGCUGGAUAAUGUUAUUUUCAGAAAUGGGACAGAAAAGCUGAUAUUGACAUUGUAUGAUCAAUACUGACCUGCAGCUUCAAGCGGGAAUUAAGACGCUUUUCCUUAGUUCUGAGGAACAUUAAGUGAGAAGUAACAGAGUUUUGAUAGAAAUGGAUAAUUAGAAUUGCAUUAGUUUAAAUCUAAAUGAAAAGGACUGAAAAGGACUUUGUAGUAAACCAGAGGCUCAAACACUCAGCCUGUUCAGUUCAGACUGUAUUAACAAUAAUGUGUUCUCCUUAUGACUCUCAGGUUUUCCCCACUGAUCUAAUCACUAAACUAUCUGUCAGCUAAUGGCCCAGGUAGAGCAGUGGCUUUACUUCUGUGAUGGAAGUGAACAGGAAGUGGUAGCAGGUUUGCUCAAGGAAGCCCGUGUUGUGUCAUUGCGUAUAUUUAUGGUUGUUUUUGUUUUUAAUGAUAAAGGGAAUAUGCAACAAACCAACGAAACCAGUAGAAAAUGUGUACAUUUCACCUUGGUCUAACAUUUGAGCAACUCUUAGUCAUCAGCUUUUGGCAUGACUUGCCUCCAGUGUGUAGUGUGCCUACACCAAGUGUGUGGGGACAGUCUGUGUUUGACUGGUCGGCAAACAUGCCAUCAUUAAUGCUGCACCAAGGUGAAAUAUCACUUAAAAGAAUUUAUCCAGUGCAUUUGUCAUUCUCAAACCUUUACUGUUGAGGGCGUAACAUUUAAUUUAUAAUUAAUUUGCAAGUUACACGUGUCGGUUUCGCAUGUUUUAAACGUUUUCAUUUUUAAUUGUGUAAGUGGAGCAGUUUUCAGGGAGUAGGUUCAUACUUAGGAAAGCUAGAGGUUGUUCCACGUCAGAGUUGCUAAGCAACGAAUUUAACCAAAACAUUUAAAUGUGCGCUUUCAUGUCAUGUUUUGUUGCAUUUGUUUUAUUACUGGCCCAGAUGUUUAGGACCAUGACAUCUGUAUGAAUGGGAGAUGGUGUCACCUUUUUUAAAUGACAUCAAAACAGGAAAUGGGUGAUUGAGCCAGGUUUCAGUAGGACACGAACGUGAGGGCCGUUGUUCACUGAUGGACCCAGCAGGUGGUGCUGUUACUCCAUUAACCUCGUGUAGUAAGUCAUACUUCAGUUAGUUCAGCCGUUUGCUUAGUUUGUAACUGAUCAUGUUCAGACUGCCUUCAUUUAAUCUUAUUUUAAAUCCUCAAAAUUGACCAGAAACCACGGAAAAAUGAAUUAGCAAAUACUAAUGUGGAUUUAUCAGCAUAACGGACACAUUUGUUUAAUUGAUGUGGAUGAUUCAAAUAUUACUAAAUUACCUGAUUUUCAUAAAUAUGAUAUUAUGUCAAGAACCUGACUGUAGCUGAUUUAAUGGAGUCUAAUUUUAUUUUUUGACCUAAAUACUAAAUACACACAACCUUAGCCUUAGCUACAUGUCUGUAUUAUGUGAUAUUUUAACAGCCAAACGAUCCUAAUUGAGAGUCGGUGGAUUCACCAUUGAGAUCUUUUAAAUGCCAUGUGUUUUAGGCCUUGUUGACCUUUCAGUGUUCUCUGUGGACUUGCCUUCGUUGUUUGCUUCUUCAUGUAGUCCUUUCCUUCAGUUGUGUUAAGUUAAUACAAAUUGUUCAAACCAUGUGCGUUUUUGCAAUUAAAAUCUAAUAUUGUUCCUUA